Messenger RNA from Ctenocephalides felis (cat flea), 1427 nucleotides. RefSeq lists its product as uncharacterized. The record is from RefSeq and is a predicted model, not a curated record. Bases 141 to 1427 code for a protein of 428 amino acids. The transcript has 7 exons. Lineage: Eukaryota; Metazoa; Arthropoda; Insecta; Siphonaptera; Pulicidae.
GUAUCAGGCGAAGUUGAAGAAGAUUUUUCCUAAGUUGGAGAUUGUGGUUGCUAAGAAGGCUGAUUCUACGUAUCCUAUUGUUUCGGCUGCUAGUAUUUGUGCUAAAGUUAGCAGGGAUCAGGCUUUAAAGAUUUGCCAAAAUGAAUCUAGUGAUCUACCUAAUAGCCAUCGUACUAGCACCAUUAAAUCCUACAAUAUCAGGUGAAUACGUUGCCAGUUCACCAACACCAUUCACCAUCAGGCCACAAACAAAACAACAAGUCAAUAUAACAAUUGUAGAACCAGUUAAAUCCAUCGACUUGUCUAACAAUAUUUUAUAUCGGGAUGAAUCCAAUGAGGUGAUCAAUAAUGAUGAAACAACGACCAGAAGGGACACAAUUGUAGAUUUCCAAGUGUCUCCACGGACCAAGAUCUUUUACCAAAAUCAGGAUAGUAAUGUGAUUCGUGAUGCGAGAGUGUCUCCGGUGAUGGUGUCUUCAGGAGACUCCUACAUCGAUGCUUAUAGGCAAUCGCAUGCUGCAGCAGUUGCUGCGAAGGAUGAUAAUGUUGCCGAACCGACUGCUGCACAUCCAACUUACUACGAGCCCCAAUACGCGCCCCCCAAAGACAUGAAACCACCAGCAACCUCUAGAAUCUCCUUGUAUCACCACCAGCCCACAGCCAUAUACCACGAACCACCAUCCCUCGGCUACCAUUACAACAGUCCGAAACCCACAUACUCAUACGAAUACCUGCACAAAGAGCCUGAACCAGCACCACCGAGCCCCACUUAUGGAAGUGGAUUCGUGGCAACAUCGAUCGGGCACCAUCAAGUCAAUUAUGGACCACCACCUGUGCACCACCAGGUGACUUAUUUGGCACCUACGCAGCAGGUUCAUCAUCAUCAUGGGGAUUAUGAUUAUGACGAUCAUCAUCAUGAUCACCACGAGAGUUAUGGGGUGCCUUACCAGGCACCAGGGUUCUUCGAUAAAUUGAAAAUGAAGUUCAAUUGGUAUAUUUUGGGAAAGCUGCUGCUUAAGUUGAUUUUGUUUAAGAAAUUUGUGAAGUUUGCAGCUAUUUUGUGCCUUUUGUUUAUUAUACCAAAGUUGAAAAAGGGAAAGAACGAUGAUGAAGAGGACAGGUCCAGAAUGUUUUCAGUUAUGUCCAACGAUGCCCAAGAAGCCCUGAUGCAGAUGUUUGUAGGAGCAAUGGACAUGUAUGCAUCAGGUUCGAAUUGGAUGAACGAAGCACCGAAUAAUAGUACGAGUAGUUCCAAGGAUCAUUAUUAUGAUUAUUAUAUGAAUAAUAGUAAACACGACAAAGAUAAUCAUCAUAAGGAUAAUUCGAAUUGUAAAACUAGCCGGAUGCUGGAUAGACUCGACGAAAAAUACAGUUUUGCGAGGCUCUGGGAUAUGUAUCAAGCAAAUUCAGAAGAAAAUGUUGUUUAA